CAUUAAAAACGAAAGAAGAAGAAGAAAAUCCAAUAUGGCGGCGCCCUACAGCAGCACUUACUGACAGGCAACGACUCGGGUCACAAUAGCGGCUUAAAUCUUAAAAACUCUAUAAGAAGUGCAUAGAUAUAGUAAUAUGCUUCCAGAAACAGCCCAGUGUUUAAAAACGGCGGCUCCGUUGUUUUCUCAGACCGUUUUCUUGAGGGACUUGAGACGGUUGUCCACACAUGGAGCAGCCAGGGCCAGCCACCUUCAGGCCCGGAGACACUUCGGGGUCAGCCGCUGUCUGGCAGCUAAGGUGCCCCGCGAGCGCAAACCCAGGGAGAGAGUGGAGAUCCCCGGGCUGGAGAUGGUCACCUACGGGGAGAGGAUGCACUAUGUGCCGGGGCUGUCUAAGCCCGUUCACCCUCAUUGGGUGAGGGACUACAAGGACCCGAGACAUUACAGGUCUCCUCCGGCUCACGAGAUGCCGCUGUACAAAGAGAAACCGUGCUAUGUGUUCAACCAGAGGACCAGCGCACUGGAAGGGGUGCGUCAGGCUCUGUGGUUGACCAAAACCAAAUUGAUCUCUGGUCUGCCGCCUCAGCUCCUCUCAUUGGCAGAGAAUCCUGCCAAUCAGAUACCGGAUCAGGAUGAACGUGUGCAGAACGCCAUCAAACAUGCCCGCUUCUGGGACACGACAGAGGAACGACCGGGCAAAGAGAAAUACAGCAACACUUUGCUCUUAAACCUGCUCCAUCUGUGUGCAACUCUACAGUCCAGCCACCCAGCGAUCGGAAGGAGGAUCCUUGCUGAGAAAUACUCAUUGGCAGCAACAUGGGAAAGAGGUGAGGACCUGUUCCAGAUUCGAGGUCAGAACGGUUUACUGCAAAACUGCAUGGAUCCUCUCCCUGAUGUUUCUGGGAAACAGGAAGUGGGCGACACUGCAGAUCAUGUCCUGGAAACCUUCUAUCCCGUGUCCCCCACCAUCGACCUGCAGAAAGUAAACGUUUACAAGGAGGUGAACUCCUCAGGUUUCAGGGGUGACUACCCUUAUCCUCAUGCUCACACACUUUACUUUCUGGAGGGAGCUGAUCCUAGCUGUAAGCUCCGGCCAGAACAGUUCAGAGCCAAGAUGUUCAUGUUCACCUUUGGAAACGCUCUGGUCCGUGCACACAACCUGUAUGGGCCCCGCUAGCGUGUGAUUAGAUGUCCUGUAACAGUUCGGCAGUCGGGACACGGCGGAUUUUCGUGUGUUUGGUUUUAGCCAGCUCAACAACCACAGAUCUCUCUGGCAGACGACGGCAUCACAGACAACCAGGUGUGGCUGGAUGAAGAUGUUGAGCUCUAUGACUUUGCAAAAGUCCGACCACUCAUCAAGAAGAAGCAAGUGAAGGUACCUGCUGGG
Molecule: messenger RNA, 1387 nt
Organism: Etheostoma spectabile (orangethroat darter)
Lineage: Eukaryota; Metazoa; Chordata; Actinopteri; Perciformes; Percidae
Gene: mrpl37
Product: mitochondrial ribosomal protein L37
Exons: 8
Coding region: 137-1177 (346 amino acids)
Cellular component (GO): mitochondrion
Source: RefSeq, a predicted model, not a curated record